This is a messenger RNA of Dichomitus squalens LYAD-421 SS1, 2044 nucleotides long. Its product is annotated as aldehyde dehydrogenase. Lineage: Eukaryota; Fungi; Basidiomycota; Agaricomycetes; Polyporales; Polyporaceae. Bases 272 to 1816 code for a protein of 514 amino acids. The record is from RefSeq and is a predicted model, not a curated record. Gene Ontology annotation, molecular function: aldehyde dehydrogenase (NAD+) activity. Gene Ontology annotation, cellular component: cytoplasm. The transcript has 11 exons. Gene Ontology annotation, biological process: aldehyde metabolic process.
CCGCAACUUAAGACCUGACCUUCUCGUUUCUACAGCGUCUUUAUUCCCUUUCCGCACCUUGCUCAUAGUCACCAACGUUCUGUCGUAGCAGCAGCUUCAAUCCCAGGACCCACAGCCAGAACGAGCUGAGCGUCAUCUACAGAAGAUACUGGGUUUGUCUCGGCGACUGAGUGCUGUGAGCAACAAACGAAAUCAUCGACUACUGCCUUUGAAGACAAAUCGUUGAAACGUGAAUAGCGAUAUAUAUCCGACACCUUCGACACUAGCCACAAUGUCCACGCUUGCCUACACUUCAAUCGAGGAGAUCCCUAAGAUCCAUGCGACCGCGCGAGCUGCUUUUCAGUCCGGGCGGACUAAGUCCAUCGAGUUCCGCAAGGCGCAGAUUGCCCAAGUCGGCUAUUUGAUCAAGGACAACGAACAGCGUUUCAAGGAAGCCCUUCGUAGCGACCUUGGCCGACCAGACCAAGAGACGGAGCUGCUGGAUUUCGGUCCUACUUAUGCAGAAGUGAAGGAUGCCUACAGCAACGUCGCGAAAUGGGCGAAGCCACAAGGCAUUCCCUUUUCGAUCAACUGGUUCGCAAUGAAGCCACGGGUUGUUGCCGAGCCCAAGGGCGUGGCUCUCAUCAUCUCCCCCUUCAACUUUCCCAUCUUUCUGCUCCUCACCCCUCUCAUCAGCGCCAUUGCCGCAGGUUCUGCCGCAGUGCUGAAACCUUCAGAGCAGACACCGGCGUUCAGCACAUUGAUAGCGGAACUUGUGCCCAAGUACCUCGAUCCCGAGCUGUAUCAUGUCAUCAACGGUGGAGUUCCUGAAACAACGAAGAUCUUAGAGCUACAAUGGGAUCAUAUUUUGUACACAGGCAACGGUCGCGUCGGCCGCAUAAUCGCCCUAGCGGCCGCGAAGCACCUCACGCCCGUCACGCUCGAGCUCGGGGGCAAGAACCCGGUCGUCAUCGACCCACGCGUCGACGUCAAGCUCGCCGCGCGCCGUCUGCUCUGGGGGCGCUUCUCGAACGCAGGCCAGAUCUGCCUGUCGCCCGAGUACGUGCUCGUCCCCGAGCACUUCCAGGACACCCUCGUGGAGGCCCUGAAGGAGGCGUACGCGUCGUUCUACCCAGAGGGUCCCGAGAAGUCGGAUUCGCUCUCGCGCAUCGUCUCGUCUGCGCAUGCGGCGAGGAUCAAGAAGCUCAUUGACGAGACGAAGGGCACUAUCGUCGUUGGUGGACAGGCGGACGUCGAGAAGCGGUACAUUGCGCCGACCGUGGUGCGGGACGUCAAGGAGGGAGAUUCGCUGCUCGGAGACGAGAUCUUCGGCCCGGUGCUCGCUCUGGUCCCCGUGAAGGACGUGGACGAGGCUAUCAAGUUCAUCCAAGCAAGGGAGUAUCCACUGGCAGUAUACGUCUUCACUCACGACAAGCAGUUCGAGAAGAAGGUCUUCAGUAACACGAAGAGCGGCGCCGCCGUGACGAACGAGACUGUCAUCACCGCAGGCGUGCCUGGGCUGCCCGUCGGAGGCAUCGGCCCCAGCGGGUACGGUUACUACACCGGCAAGCACGCAUUCGAGCAGUUCUCCCACUACCGCGUGUCCCUCAAGAACCCCGCUUGGGUCGACAAGGUUGCGUUCUUCUUCCGCUACCCCCCAUACAAGCCGGAGAACAGGAAGUAUGUCAAAGCCACGAGCUCGUCGCUGCCCCCGCGCCCAGGCAAGGGCGUCGUGAGCCGGGCCACGAAGAGGUGGGCCUUUUGGCUUCUUUUCGUCCUCGUGGGUGUUUCGUCGGCCGCGCUGACCAGGUCGAGGCGGCCUCAGCUAAAGGCGUGAUGUACAUGCAUAUCAGUGACUCUUCUUGUAAUGUGAUUGCCCACACAUAGUUGCGUUAUGCGUCGAGUUACCGAUCCGAAUCGGGGUAUGCGCCGAACUGUUCCAGGGCUCGACAACUCAGGACUAUUUCACCAUAAGGGUGGUCUACAAACGUCACGUCAACUCAGCCCUCCCCCCUCCGCUUUCGUUCCCAAGAUUUAAUCCUCUCUUUCAACUCUCAGCGAUCCG